This is a messenger RNA of Sardina pilchardus (European sardine), 2475 nucleotides long. Its product is annotated as methyl-CpG-binding domain protein 5-like. Gene Ontology annotation, molecular function: DNA binding; chromatin binding. Bases 1 to 2475 code for a protein of 824 amino acids. The transcript has 5 exons. NCBI's taxonomy places the organism in Eukaryota, Metazoa, Chordata, Actinopteri, Clupeiformes, Clupeidae. Gene Ontology annotation, cellular component: chromocenter; nucleus. The record is from RefSeq and is a predicted model, not a curated record.
AUGAAGACGUUGGAGGGCCCAGACACACAGAGCUCGCCUCCCACCACACAGGUGCCUGUCGGCUGGCAGCGCAAGGUGGACCACACCAGGGUCGUCUACAUAAGUCCCAGCGGUUCAGUCCUUGCCUGUUUGGAACAGGUCAAGAGCUACCUGCUUACAGAUGGCACCUGUAAGUGUGGUUUGGAGUGCCCCCUCAUUUUACCAAAGGUGUUCAACUUUGACCCUGAGGCUGCCGUGAGACAGAGGACCACUGAGGAUGUCAAAGUGGAUGGGGACGUGACCAAGCUGUGCAUCCACAAAAGGAAGAUCAUUGCCGUAGCCACCCUUCACAAAAGCAUGAAGUCACCCAAUCCUUCCUUUGUUCUCACCAGUCCAAGUGGAGAUACAAGUUCAGCAUCCUUUACACAUUCCCUGUCUAACCCUCAGCGUGAAGGCUCUUCAAGAUUUCAGCCUGAAGAUAGCAAUAGGGCUUACCAGACACCAGUGACGUUGCAUGGCCAGAAGCACUUCCAACAUGAUAUGGGCUCCCCUCCUCAACAGGACGUGUACUCUAACUACAACAGGAUGAAGCAAGGCUCAAGUCAGCAUGUAGACCGCAAGUCGCUGUACAGGCAUCGGCUUAGUGGGUUGCUCAGCCCCUCGUCAGCUGCUGGCUCCCACCCGUACCUGGAUAGCAGCCCCUCAUCGAGAAGUGAUUCCCUUUUGAGUCCAGAUCUAUCGGCUGGCUUCCAAGGCACCUGUAGUCCAGGGAAGAGCCACAGCAACAGUGCGCCCGCAACCCCGUUGUCUCCAAUCCGCGCCUCGCAUCUCAGUUCCCCGCCGUCCUCCCAGUCUUCGUGCGCCAUGGUGGGCAGAGGGAAUGGUCCUCCUGCUCCAUCCAGUGCUGCCAAGAGUCCCGUCAUGAAACCCCCUUCUUCUUGCGGUUACCCUCAGAACAUGGACAUGUUUCACCAUAAGCCUCAGUCGGUGCUUCACCUGAACCCUCACCACUCUCAGCUUUCUUCCUGUGUCAUGGCAAAGCCACAGGUGGCCUCUGAGAAAGAUCCCCUCGGCAUCUUGGACCCCAUUCCAAGUCAUUCUUCUUUGGGGGCAAAUCCAUCGAGUCUUCAGACCAAUGCCCAUACUCAGGUACUAGUGAAUGUAAAUAUGCACUCCACAACUGUUCCGUUACCAAGUAACCUUCCGUUACCGUCAGCAAAGCCCGGUCCUACAGGUCACAGCGGCAGAGGUCAGUACCAUGCGCCACUGUCCGUCUCACCAUCACCGAUCACGUCUCCUGUGCAAAUGGCAGCAUCCUCUUUGGGCAGGCUAGACUCUCAGCAUCACGGUACCCGAUCAGCAUCCUCCGUUUCUGACCACGGGGAAUUUGUGGUACCUGCUGGACUGCAGGCCUCUUUUGGGCUCUCUAAGGUCCCCUCACAGUCCCCACGCUCCUCUUUAAGUUCCCCUUACCCCAUUAUGGCAUCAAGUCCAACUGCGAAAUCGGAAAUGCUUCAGAACUACAAGGACCAUUCCAGCCACUUCCUUGGGGGAAUGAACAGCACUCUGAGAAAACAUUCCAACCCAAAGUACCCAGGAUUUGGCUCAACCGACGGGCUUCAAAAAAGCAAUCAGGGCGUGAUGGGAGGAAUGAACCACAUCCUCAACAAGCGCAACUCAACCAGCUUCGCCGCAAGUCACCUCUUGUCCGCAGCAGCCAAAGCGCAGACUGCUCAUAAGAACAUAACUUCCGGUGGAGAGUUGGAAGCAGGGGCCCCUGUUGGUCAUCACAGUAUGAACGCAAUAGCGGAUUCCCUUCCCCCAGUAGUGACCGAGGCGCAGAGUGGUCGUGCGGCGUUACGUGAUAAACUCAUGGCCCAGCAGAGGGAUGCGGUUCACAAGAGCAGACACCUCAGUAACAGUAACAACACAGCCUUCCACAUGCCUAAGUCCCAGUACAGCAGCUCAGCCUCAAGGUUCCUCGGCUCUUCGGAGUUUGUCAGAAAGCCUCCACCGCAGCAUGGUUUCAAAUCCAGCGCCUCCAUGGCCCAGCUUCUGCAGAACAUGAGCAGUACCCACAAUGGAACAUCUCAGAUGGGGCACUACCUAGGGGGUUCGGCCCAGUCUCCGUUUAGAGAUGGCAUGGUGUCCACAGGUGCUGCCUUUCAAAGCCAGCAGGUGCUGCCGUGCUCUCAAGAUAGCGUGGACUUGUCACAGUGCCAGAUCAUGGAACAACAUGGACUAAAAGAAGACCGGAAUUCUGCCAUGAUGAAUCACUAUCAGCCACACGCCCAUGCAGAGCACUCUUGGAUGGGUCGAGAUGGACAGGCAGCAAUGGGAUCACAGGCCUCCCAUAAACCACACCAACAACUUCCCAACCACCACUACUACCCCCUGAACUCCCCACACAUCCACAGAGGGACUGCGUUUUCAUCCAUGAUACCAAAUGGUUAUGCGCAGACACUUUCAGGUAUGUCAGAAGAUCCUACGUUAUGA